UUACUACUCAUGUCACCCUGCUACUGCUCAUAUUCCGCUCUUUCCUUACACUUACUUAUCACUUCUCUUACACUUAUUCGUAGCUUAUUCUCGAAUACUCAUCCUUAUUACUUAUUUAUUCCUUACCUAUCAUUACUCGUCUCUUACUAUUAGCCUGUCUUUCAAUAUCACUCUCCUUACCAUUUCCUACUUAUUAUUACUCUUACUUCCUUAUUACCCUAUCUUACUUGUUAGUUACAUGCCCUAUCACUUAGUCUCUUACUUAUUAUCUUAUUCCUAUAUCACUUCUAUUCAUCACUUAUCUAAUAUCCCCUUCCCUAUCUUUAUUCUAUCUAUUUAUUACUUAUUACUUAAGUCUCCCUCUCUUGCUUAUCUUCUUCCUUAG
Vittaforma corneae ATCC 50505 is the source of this 385-nucleotide messenger RNA. RefSeq lists its product as uncharacterized. The record is from RefSeq and is a predicted model, not a curated record. The annotation marks the transcript as partial. The transcript has a single exon. Lineage: Eukaryota; Fungi; Microsporidia; Nosematidae.